AUGACUGAUAGGAAAAUCCGUCAGGCGGACGGCCUCCUCAUGGAGAUUCACGACCCCUCCAAGGGUCCCGUGCUCCCCGUGAAGGGCCAGCGCAACAUCCUCAUCACCUCCGCUCUCCCUUACGUCAACAACGUCCCCCAUCUCGGUAACAUCAUCGGCUCGACCCUCUCGGCCGACGUCUUUGCCCGCUACAACAGGUCUCGCAACCUCCGUACCCUUUACAUCUGUGGUACUGACGAGUAUGGUACUGCCACCGAGACCAAGGCGCUCGAGGACGGUGUCACCCCGAUGGAGCUCUGCACCAAGUUCCACGGCCUUCACACCGAGGUCUACAAGUGGUUCGACAUUGGCUUUGACGAGUGGGGACGCACCUCUACCCCCGAGCACACCGAGAUCGUCCAGGACAUUUACAAGCACAUCCACAAGAACGACUUUAUCGAGCUCCAGACUGCCGACCAGACGUACUGCGAGGACGACAAGCUCUUCCUUGCUGACCGUUUCGUUGAGGGCGUCUGCCCCAACUGUGGCUACGAUGAUGCCCGUGGCGACCAGUGCGACAAGUGCGCGCUCACCUUCUCGUCCCCCACCGAGCUCCUCCACCCCCGUUGCAAGCGCAACAAGAACCACAAGGUCUCUGUCCGCCCUUCGACGCACGCGUGCUUCAGGUUGAACAAGGUGCAGAAGGACCUUGAGGCCUGGAUGCAGGAGACCCGCAUCAAGGGCAAGUGGGCCGGUAACGUUGUCAUCAACGACAAGGGAGAGAUUGUCGAGCCCCGCAUGCUGGGAGAAGGUCUCCGCCCCAGCCCCGUCACCCGCGACCUCAAGUGGGGUGUCGAGGUCCCCAAGGUGGGCGACGCAGAGGAGGACAAGAAGCUCGAGGACAAGGUCAUCUAUGUCUGGUUCGACGCCUGCAUCGGCUAUGUUUCGAUCACCUCCACCUACACCGACAAGUGGCGUGAAUGGUGGUUCGCCCCCGACGAUGUCGAGCUCUACCAGUUCAUGGGCAAGGACAACGUCUACUUCCACACCGUCCUCUUCCCUGCCACGCUCAUCGCCGACGGCCGUGACUGGACAAAACUCCACCGCAUCUCGGGUACCCAGUACCUCAACUACGAGGACACCAAGUUCAGCAAGAGCCGAAACGUUGGUGUGUUCGGCAACCAGGCCCAGGAGAUCGGCCUCCCCGCGUCCGUCUGGCGUUACUACCUCAUUUCGCAGCGCCCUGAAGCUGGUGACACUGCCUUCCAGUGGUCCAACUUCAUCGCCGCCAUCAACAAUGAGCUUCUCGCCAACCUCGGCAACUUCAUCAACCGCGUGAUCAAGUUCACCAACCUCAAGUACGCCUCGGUCGUCCCCGGCCCUGCCGACCUCAAGGGCGGUGAGGUCAUCCCACCCGCCAACCCCACCACCGAGUGGGACAAGAUUGAUGCCGAGUUUGUCAAGGACGUCAACGCCCGUCUUGUCGAGUUCCGCGAGUCGAUGGACGCCACCAAGAUUCGCCAUGCCUUGAGCGUUGCCAUGGCUGUCUCGGCCCGCGGCAACCAGUACCUCCAGGACAGCGGUCUUGACAACGCUCUUCUUGCCAACCACCCUGAGCGCUGCGCCCAGGUCGUCCUCAACGCCAUCAACCUCAUCUACGUCCUCUCGGUUCUCUUCCACCCCUUUAUCCCCUCCACUGCUGAGGACAUUCUCAAGCAGCUCAACGCUCCCGCCCGCUCGCUGCCUGAGCGCUUCUCGAUCGACAUCCUGCCCGGCCACAAGGUUGGCCAGGCUGCUCACCUCUUCAAGCGCAUUGAGAACCCUGAGGAGCAGCUGGCCAUCUGGCAGAAGAAGUACGGUGGCGACGCCGUCGUCGAGGCCGGCAACGGUGACGCCAAGCCAGUGGCCGCCAAGGGCCCUGUCAACCACGACUCGAACUGGGCUGCCUCGUCCAAGAAGAAGAAGGCUGCUGCUGAGGCGGCUGCCGCUGCCGAGGCUGCCAAGUCUCCCGAGGAGCGCGCUCUCGAGGCCAAGGUUGACGCUCAGAACCAGGUUGUCAAGAGCAUUCGUACCGGCAAGGCUCAGGGCGACGUUGAGAAGGAGACUGCUCUUGCCAAGCAGUUCAAGGCUGAGCUGACCGAGCUCAAGAAGAAGCUGAAGGAGGCCAAGAUCUGA
This is a messenger RNA of Vanrija pseudolonga, 2154 nucleotides long. RefSeq names its product putative methionine--tRNA ligase, cytoplasmic (gene rar1). The transcript is spliced from 10 exons. Gene Ontology annotation, biological process: methionyl-tRNA aminoacylation. Gene Ontology annotation, molecular function: ATP binding; methionine-tRNA ligase activity. Gene Ontology annotation, cellular component: cytosol; aminoacyl-tRNA synthetase multienzyme complex. Lineage: Eukaryota; Fungi; Basidiomycota; Tremellomycetes; Trichosporonales; Trichosporonaceae. The coding region runs from base 1 to 2154 and encodes 717 amino acids. The record is from RefSeq and is a predicted model, not a curated record.